Messenger RNA from Ectocarpus siliculosus, 5079 nucleotides. NCBI's taxonomy places the organism in Eukaryota, Phaeophyceae, Ectocarpales, Ectocarpaceae. The record is from the annotation of a GenBank genome assembly.
AUGAAACGUCGGAUUGAACCCGGGAAGGACAGCGAUAUUGAGAAGGACGAGGAGUCACGGGAGACACAGCGCAAAGUCAAGCUAAUCCCCAGGCGCUCCGAGCUUACACCAGCGGUAUGGUUUAUGCUGAAGAUCUUGGUGGGUGUCGGGGGAAUAGCCAUGGUCGUGAAUCCCGUGUAUAUUUGGGGCGAGGCGCCGGGAGGUUUACCUUCCGACACGGAUGUCGUGUAUCAGCAGGCUGAGUCGACCUUCUACGCGCCUGGUAAGAGGGAACAGUCGGCAGCCUUACCCGAUGGCGUGACACUAAAACCUGGCGGCGGGAACCAGCAACUGCGCCGCGUAGCACAUGUCGGCGAGGAACAGGACCCCAUGCCGCCUCUAUCUCCCACGGGAGGAGUGAACUCAGAAAAUCUACGCGAUGUACGUGGCACCGGUAGCCAUCCCGUUGGUGCUGAAGUGGGCCAGUUGAACGCUCCGGUCGCCGGUGAAUCGUAUGAAAUCGCAUCAGCUGCCAUCGAAACGGACAAGGCUGAAGACCCAGUCGCCACCGACGUUUUACCCGCAAUCACGAAGUUCACGGGGGACGACCGAUCUCCUGGCGGGGACUCUUUGGCGGAAGCAGACGCUGGCGCUCACGCCGGCGUCGCCCUAGCCGCGACCGCCGAUGAACGCGAUAAUGCCGGGACCUUCGUUGUGAAAUCGGUCGAGGGAAGGGGACAAGCGGGUGAGAGCCAGCUGGACAAGCUGGUCGAUACUGCUCCGGAACCGAACCAGCAGCAGGAGCUUGUCGGAGAGUACCCCACGCACCAACUCGACGCUGCCUCAACAGUGCUUGAACCUGCGGAACAACCGCAGGUCACGCGUGAACAGCCCGCGUUCCUCACACCAGAAACUAACGGAGCGGACGAACACGUAGACAUCGCAUUUUCACCGGUCACGACAAACUCUGCCAAGCUUGCAUCACCGGAAACUAAUGGUGUCGAGGGGAGCAUCGACACAGCGGUUGCUGCUGCUGAAGCGCCGUCUUUGCCGGUUGCUGAUGCCACUACCUUGUCUGCCAAAAUCGGCGUGGAAAAUACCGGUGAUGAAGACGAGAGAGUUGAUGGUCGCGUUGCUGGUGGUGAUGCUGCGUCGCACGUACCACCAGCUACGCCCGUCUUGCCCGAUACUUCGUCCCCUGUCGACCUAGAUGGAGCCCGUGGUUUGGACGGCUCCAACGUGUGGGCUUGGCUUCAAGAGGCCACAUCUUUGAAGAGCAUUUGCCCAAGCAACCCAUGCAAAGACGGAAAGCACAUGCUCACCGACAACGGUGACCUCCGAAAUGAAGUAUCGCGCGUCAGGGGUGCGGUGGUCGUCACAAGGCCAGAGCUGACAGCACGUCCUGGUAUCCUGACACCAGCCAACGGGUUGGAUUUUGUCGAGACGUUGAGGUCGUACUUUCCCAUCUUCAGGAGCUCCCUCUUUCCCAGGCAUCUAAGUGUGUACUACCCGGGACCAGACGUCGAUAUGGCCUCAUCGUUCAGCAGUGACAACGGGUACGAGGGCGUACCCACCCUCGUAAGCCUCACCGAUGUCUUCAUCAACUCCUCGGGCUACGUCUGGAACGAAAAGAACUACAUUGUGCCGAAGUCCUGUGGGUCUGCCGAGUUCGAUGGCUCCUCGGCGAGAUGGUCUCUACCAAGGAAUGCUCCGCGGCACGACAAGGUGUUCGUGAUCACCCAGCACUGGGGAGAUGCCUACUUCCACUUUUUGUCGGAGUGCCUGCCUCGAGUGACGUUAAUGUUGGACGUCCUGCUGGCAAACUCCGAGAUCAAGAUUGCGGUGCAUGCUCCACCACCGACCUGGAGCGACCGCAAGCACUACACAUCUGAGCUCAUGGCGCUUCUCGGUAUACAGGAAGAGCGCCUCAUCUUUGUGGACACGGAGAUUCAUGCAGAUCUAGCAAUUCUGCCGGAGUCCACCGCAUGCGAAACGCCCAACACCGCGAUGGUCAACAUGCUGAGGUCCGCUCUGCUGAAGGGGAUGUAUCCGAGCAGCGCGGGAGUUCCUCCCCCAGUAACCCGCCCCCCCACCUUGGUACUCGUGCGCCAGAAGGAGGGGGGGCUGAGAAACCACGACCAGAUUCGGAAGGCUCUACAGACGAAGUUCCCGAAGUACGACGUGGUAGAGUCCUUCAGCGACAGUCCCGCGCUGCAGCAGCUGCACACCUUCGCGGUGGCCUCCCUGAUCGUGGCCCCCCACACCGCGGGGUUGUCUGCCAUGAUUGUGUCGCCCCUAAACACUCCGGUGCUUGAGAUAGGGCCGCCGACAUGUUCAAGCGGGUACAUGCACCUUGCCGUGAAGCUGCAACACGUAUACGCGAGACACCUCGGUUUUAGCGACACCAUGAGCGUCGACGCAUUAUGCGACAGCCAUUAUGAACCGAACGUCGGUGAAAUCAUCAACCUCGUUAGGAAGCUCCUCGAGGCGAAGAAUCAGGUCGACAUCGCCAGCACUCCGAGUGGCGUCACUACCGCACACGGUGUUGCGGUCGAUCUAUCGCCUCCUGGUACCAUCGCGGACCAUCGACUACAGGAGGUUGGCGCGCUUGAAAGCAACGUCGUUUCGACGCCGCCCGUUAUCGGCAUGAAUCCCCCGCAGACGAACGUUCAUCCAGAGGAGACGGUAGGCGCGGGGGAUAAAGCCUCGAGACGGUUAGCGAUGUUACCCCCGGUCGAAAAGAUAGCCGACGCGGCCCGCAACUGGAUUCACGAGGCCAUGAAGGCGUCAACGGGGCCAGGAGGCACGGGGAUGCCAUUUUCGAAACCCCAGGGCGAUGGGGGCAAACAAGAGCGACAGGCGGAAACCGAGGAUACGGAAGGAGAGGAGAAUGCUGCCCAGGAUGAGUACAGCGCUGACUAUGACUUAUUCCCCUACUACGACAGCUGGGAAGAUGACGCGAUCUUGUGGCGCCUCUCGGACGACGGGUACGUCAUGUCCGGGCGAGGAGACCAUUUCCCCCGAGUCCCCUACCCUGACAACGCCGGCGAGCGGCAGCAAGAAGGGGCCAUGAAGCAAGAGAAGAUUGUCUCAAAUAAUCCGUCCGCCGAUCAUGGUGAGGAGGACUUCGACCUCAUGCAGGGAGAUGAAUAUACCACCGACGACGAUAGCGUUUUACGGAGGGCAACGUGGCCGGGAAGGACGGAGGAAGGGGAGAACAAAGGCCGAAACGUUUCUCCUCUCCCCGACAACGUUCAUACUGGCGCGGAAUCUCUCAACCCCGAAAUCAACGGCGCUUACGCUCAAGACGAGAUGAACGUGGGACAACAAUCCACCGAUGAAGGCGUUCUCAACCGCGAGUCGUCCAUCGACCACGUCACGGGCUACGAACCGCGUCCCAGGGGGCGCACUACUUUCGGCAGUGGGGGGCACGGACAGCCGCAGCAACCGCGAAGAAAGAGGGACGUCAAGGCGGAAGAACCGGACGUUUGGGACGCCGACGACGACUUCUAUUUGAACAUUGCUCGAGAGUCGAGGAACGGCAGAAAGGAGAACCACGGCGGCAGUGGUCCGGAGGAACAGCCGCAGCAGAAAGGAAGGGAGAGGGACGUCAAAGCGGGAGAGGACGUGGACCCGGACGUUUGGGAAUUCGACGACGACUUCUAUAUCCACAUUGCUCGCCAGUGGAUGCAUGAGAGAAAGGAAAACCACGCCCCCGAGGUGCCCGCGGAAGAGGCGGCGGAGGAGGUGCACGAGGAAAGCUGGACAUGGAAUCCCUUGAGCACUGACGUUGAGGAUGAUUUCCCGUACUACGAAGACCCCGCUUUGUAUGAGCCCAAUAGUGAGGUUGAGCCAGAACAACAGGCCAUGAACGUGGGGGAAUCCAUAGGGGUGGCCAUCAACCCGGAGACGGACGAUGCUGAUGAGUACUCCUUGUACGCAAUCGGCGACUUUGAAACAACGAAAGGGGAACAAGCAGUUUCGGCUGGGGGAACGUACAGCGACGAAACUCCCAUCGUGUCGAGUUCAACAAGAGAAGCGGAAAACGGGCAGGUGACUUCGACCCCAGAUGGGUACUCCGGACGCUUGCAAGAUGACGAUGGCCACCCCAUCUUCGCCGAAUGGCGUCAAGAGAGACAGGCCGAUGCGGAUGCGGCAGGGGUUGCGGUUGAACAGGAAACGGACGACUGGAGCAGCUCCUCCUCCACUGACGGCGAUGUAGGUCUCCAGCGAGCUCAUAUGCUUGCGAUUAUUCGAGGCUGGAAUGAUAGAUUGGUAGAGCAGGGGGGGCAGCACAAAAAAAAAGCAGGAGAACAGUGGUCCAGCUUCCCAAACUUCUAUCCGAAUGACCCGUUUGACCAAAGCGAUGAGAGCGAGGGAUAUUUCGCCUGGGAGCAGCGCUAUUCUAUCAGGAAACAACCAGGCGGGGGUGAUGCUUCUGUUACUAACGUGGGAGAAGAGAAGGACGAAGAUGACGAAGACUUUCAAUUUGAUUCAUUCGCAGACAACUAUCAACUCUUUGCGCACGAUCAACACGAGGUGGCCGUGGGUGCAGCGGCGCAUGAGGUUGGCGGUGGACUGAACGACCAGCGAGAAUAUGGGGUGGAGGAAGGGACACCGCCACUCGACACGGACAGUGAAUACUUCACACACCUUACAGAAAUGCAGCAUUUCUCGGAGAUGGCUCAGGGCCCUAGGUUCACCGGCAUGGAGCAUCAGCUGCAUCAACCGUCUCCCGGGUCGCAGUACCGGAUGAAGUCGGCUCAGGUCGCUGCUGAACAACCAGGAGAGGCCCUCGAACAGCAGGAAAACAAACGGUGGACUAACCUUCGCAAGACCAGCCUGGUGGGAGGCGUUGCCCUCAAACUUCUUGAGGCCCUCUUGCCGCGCAACGUUCUAGCCGGUCUUCAGGGCGACAACGACGACGAAACACAAGAAACUCAACAAGAUCCCGGAAACGCCGAUGGAGCCAACUCGAGAAUUGGCGACGGGGGUGUGGGUGUUGAUAUCGACUUUGGCCCCGCAACCCCCGGAGUCGUUCAGGUGGCGAGAAAGCUUCGCGGCGGUUCAAACGGAAGGAAGCCCACCGAGGAAAAAUGA